AUGGAAAACUAAUCUGAUGUUUAAGAUUCCAAUUAAUCAUAAUCAAAUCAUAAGCAAGAAUAUUCAAAUAGAUCAAUAUUAUAUCCUGAAAGUUAACACUCAUAAAAAUAAAGCAAUUAAACUGUGUAAUCAUAAGCUUUAAAUAAUUCAUAACUUAAAAGGAAAAGUUCCUCUUAAAAUAAAAAUGAAUUUUUAAUUUAAAACAAUGAUUAGGAAGAUCAUAAUGAUUUUAAUGAUUUGAGCAAAAGCCAGAAUCAUGAAGAUUCUUUUAAUGAAAUAGAGAAUUAAGUUGAUUAAUCAAAUUUAUAAGAGUAAGGAAUAGAGGCAGAAUAAACUUUUCUUUAAGAUUAAUCUAAAAUGUUGGAAAAUGCUGAAGUUUAAGAAUUUUAAGAUCUACCUGAUAAAAAUUAAACAAAAAGAUCUGAUAAUCAGACAUAAAUUGCUAAGGAAGAAAAUUAAUCAAAUAUUAUCCUAAAAUAAGUUCCAACUGAAAUAACAGAUAUUAAGUAAAAUGAAGAUGAUGGUUAAAAUAAUGAUAAAAUGUUAAGAACUUAGGAAGUUAUGGAAAAAUUCAAAUAAGUUUUAAAAUCUCCCAAAACAAGGUCACCAUAACUUUCAUCUGAUGAUCCUUAUUAAUUAAAUAAACAAAUUAUUAAGCCUUUAUAAUUAUCUCAAUAAGAAAAUGAAAAAAGUUAUGAGAAAAUUGUAGAUACAAAUUUAAAAGAAAUUUAUAAAUUUUACUCAAAAUAAGCCUAAACUUCAAAUAAAUAAAAUACAUUUGAUUAACUUCAUUAAAUACAAUAAGUAAUGACAUUACAAAAAUUUAUGUAUUUUUGUAAAGAUUUUGAAUUAAUAGAUUUGGAAAUAAAUAAUGAUUUUAUCUAUUAACAUACUGGUUCAGCUGCAACUAAACCUUUCAAUAAAAUAAAAUAUAAACAUAAAGAAAAAGAGAACUUUAUUGUUACAAAAUUAAUAUUAGUAGAAAUAUUUAAAAAAUGUUCAAGCAUAUAAGAAUUAUCAUAUUAAGAUUUUUUAAUUGCUUUAAUAAAGAUAGCUGAUGUAAUAUUCCCUGUAGAUAACUCAUUAAGAGCAUUAUAUGAUUAUUUAGGAGUUCAUGAUCCAAAAAAUUAUCGUAAAAAAAUGGUAGUUGUUGGUAAACCAUUUAACACAAAAGAUUAAAGUGAAAUUUUGACUUAAGAAAAGUUAUGUUCUCGUCGAUUGAUUCUUCCAUCUAAACCAAAACCCAGAGCUGAAAGUUAUAAGUAUGAACCUCCAGUUGUAAAUCCUAAUAAUACUUCUCUUUAAGAGAAACCGAAAAAUUCAGCAAAAAAUUUACAAAAGUAAAAAGAAAAAUCUAAUAAUUUAAUAAAAUGGGAAGAUUUAGGAAAUGUUACAAAAGAAUUUGAUCCUAAAGAAUUAUUACUUGAAUAAGAUUUAUCAGAUAAAGAAGAUGAAUAUUAUUUGUAAGAAUAUUUAAUAACAACUACUGAAAAAAUAAAAAAAGAUGAAUCUUAGAUAAAAGUACAAUAAAAAAAAUAAUAAACUAAUAAUAAACAAUAAGAAUAAUAAAAUUAACAUGAGGAUAAAUAGUUAAAAUAAAAUUAGAAUAAUAUUACAAUAUAAGAUCAUUCAUAAUCUAUGCCUAAUUAACAAAAAUUAUAUAAAUAAUUAGUAAAUUAAUAAUAGACUUAAUAAGUAUAACCUACAACAUAAAUUAAUUAAUCUCCUAUUAUUAAUACCAAUUAAUCAAAUAAUUAAACACCAUUAUUAUUGUCUAAAUAAAAAAAUCUGAUGGGAGGUAGAUAGUCAUAAGAAUCACAAUCUUAUAGUUAAACAUAUAAAGCAUAAUAAAUUAAAGGGAAUAAAUAAACUACAAAAGCUAUUUUAAAUACAUCUGUUGAACAUAGUUCUCCAACAACUAUAAGAAAAGAAAAUGAUGGAUUAAAUGCUAUAAAAAAAAUAGAAGCUGAAAAAAAAUAAAGAGAAUAACAAAUUUUUGUUGCUUUUAUUAAAAAUUAAGAAUAGAGAGAAAAAAAAGUAAAUAAAAAAUGAC
Paramecium sonneborni is the source of this 2053-nucleotide messenger RNA. The record is from the annotation of a GenBank genome assembly. NCBI's taxonomy places the organism in Eukaryota, Ciliophora, Oligohymenophorea, Peniculida, Parameciidae.